AUGCCAUCUUUUGUCCCUGACCUCUCACCAAAAGACCUUGUCCAGUAUUUUAGUGACAUUGACAUUGAUUUAAGACAAUCAGAUAUUUUAAAACCAACCAAUAGUUUUAUUUUGCGUCUCUAUGAAAAUCUUUUAAUUUAUUUUUGUAAUGUUGAAUUAGAUUGUAAUUUAGAGGAGUCAUUGUAUCAAAUGAUAAUAUAUAAGCGUAUAUAUUCAUUUUUAACAAAAAUUGGUAUUUCUGAUUUUAAUAUAAAAGAUUUAUCAUGCGAUUCUAGAAGACUUAUUAGUAUUCUUUCUUAUGUUGUUAAUUAUUCAAUGUAUCGGGAUACAAAAAAAGGUAUUUUUAAUAAAAUUAAGAGCAUAAAUGACGAAAAGAAUAUUUUAAAAAAAGAUAUUGAAACAAAAAUUAGAAGUAAAGAAAAAGAAAUUAACCAAUUAAAAGUAAAUCUAAAUACUCAAAGUAAUAAUAAAAAUUUACUUGAAGCAGAAAUACUUGAUUUAGAUAAUGAACUUAAAGAGAUUAUUAAAGUACAAAGAGGACUUGUAACCGAUACUGAAAGGUUAAAACAAGAUCGUGAUGAAUUAAAUGACAAACUAAGCUCGUAUCAAUUAAUGAUAAUGAAUCUUAGACAAGAAAUUGAAUGUUUAAAAACACAAGUAGUCAGUGAUCCUGCUAAAUUAGUUUCGCUAUUAAAAGAAAUGAAAGAGUUACUAAAUAAAGAAGUGUUAUCUCUUAAUUCACUUAAAGUUGAGAAAGAAAAUCUUAAUAAUCGAAUUAAUGAGCUAUUAAAAUCAAAAGAAGAUUUAAAGUACCUUAUUGAAAAAAGUAUGACACUUAAGAAUGUUUCUAAUAAGCUAGAAGAAAUUGAAUCAUUUAUUUCUGCUACAGACAUUUUGAUACAAAAUAUUGAAAGUACAAUUAAUGCUAGUAAAAUCAGACUUAAUUAUAUUAAUAGGCAGAUUAGCCAUAUUGAGACAAAAAUUUUUAAUUUACAAGAAAAUGAUAAAAAAUGUACAGAAGAAAUAUACAGUAAAAUGGAUAAGUUAAAAGGAGAUUAUAAGACCAUCUCACAGAAAAGAAAUACUACACAGGAUCUUAUUGAUGCAAAUAUUAAAAAUUGUAAGAAUUUAGAAUAUGAAAUAAUUAAGGUUAAAAAUGAACAUGAAUGUUAUGUGAAUGACAUAAUUAAUUUGUUGAAUAAUAUUAAAGAUAAUCAAGCAUUAUAUUUUAACAAUAUUAAGCGAAAUUUAUAA
Messenger RNA from Vairimorpha ceranae, 1254 nucleotides. Its product is annotated as kinetochore nuf2-like protein. Gene Ontology annotation, cellular component: Ndc80 complex; kinetochore. NCBI's taxonomy places the organism in Eukaryota, Fungi, Microsporidia, Nosematidae. The transcript has a single exon. Bases 1 to 1254 code for a protein of 417 amino acids. Gene Ontology annotation, biological process: meiotic chromosome segregation; kinetochore organization; mitotic spindle organization. Gene Ontology annotation, molecular function: protein-containing complex binding. The record is from RefSeq and is a predicted model, not a curated record.